UUUUUUUUUCGCUGUGGUGGUUUAAUAAGCUUUUGUACUGAUGUCCAUAAGGCCUGUGUUGUGUCUUCAAAGGAAGCAGGUACAGGUUGGCAUUGCACCUCCUGCAGCCCUCACCAACCUAUGAGGACCCAGGUGCACAGGGGUUUGGGGCCAUAAAGGAAGGAUCUUAAGAGAUCAGAGGGAUGAAAGGGAGGGGGUGGCCCCAGAUGGCAGCCCGGGCUCUUUCUCUUUUUCUAGAUCACACAUCUCCUCCAUGUCCCACCCCAUCUGCCAAGUGUCCUUCCUUCAUGUUCUUGACUGCACCCACUCCCAGAACCCUCAGCAUUGGUGCCCUCCCUCGGGGCCCACCAAUCUCAUUAGCGAGGCAUCAGAGACAAGCAUCCUAAUCAGCUCACCAGCAGAGGGAUAAAUGCCUGGGCCAACUCUCUGCUGAGGGAGGUCCAGCCACUCACACUAUCACUACUUGAGACCUGCUCCAGCACUUGCCCGCAGAGUGAGAGUCCAGAAGCCAAGUGUCGCCGCAGCACCUCUGCCAGCCUCACCAUGAAUCUGGAGCCACCCAAGGCAGAUUUCCGAUCUGCCACCAGGGUGGUCGGAGGACCUGUCACCCCCAGGAAAGGGCCCCCCAAAUUUAAGCAGCGACAAACCAGGCAGUUCAAGAGCAAGCCCCCCAAGAAAGGCGUCCAAGGGUUUGGAGAUGACAUCCCUGGAAUGGAAGGCCUGGGAACAGACAUCACGGUCAUCUGCCCCUGGGAGGCCUUCAACCACCUGGAGCUGCAUGAGCUGGCCCAAUAUGGCAUCAUCUAGAGCAAGACCCCUGCCUAGGGUCCUGGGACACAUCCCCCGGACACACACACUGCACUCUGAACCCUGCUCAGAAUUCCUGCUGAGAAGACCUAUGCCCCACAGCCCAGAUUGCACCUGGACACCAGGGUGGGGCUUCCUGACAGCUACCAGAAGCCCCCCACUUCUUCCCAGGAUGCCCCCUCAAGGCUGGCCAUGCCCUGCUUAACUUCCAGAGCCACUGGCCCACCCAGAAGUCUGUCCUCAGGGAGGGUCUGGAAGUCCCCUUCCAAGGGAGAGGGGGAGGUGGACCCCAACCCAUGAGCCUGCUGGACCCCAGACUGUCUCUUCCUCAUGGCUGGGUCCUGCCUGUCUGAGGUUAAGAAGCUCCCCUCCCUGCACUGGGGCAGACGUCAUGUCAUGGGUGCUAGGAUGCUGGGGGCAGGUGGCAAGAGGAUGAGGCCCCCUCUAUACCCAUGGCAGUAGCCAGGAGCUCAUCUUUCAAUUCGGCCCACCUUUGCUGUCCCUGUUGCAAAAUAAAAUUAG
Messenger RNA from Nycticebus coucang (slow loris), 1329 nucleotides. It is a transcript of the gene PDE6G, whose product is annotated as phosphodiesterase 6G. Gene Ontology annotation, cellular component: photoreceptor outer segment membrane. Gene Ontology annotation, biological process: positive regulation of epidermal growth factor receptor signaling pathway; visual perception; positive regulation of G protein-coupled receptor signaling pathway. The transcript has 5 exons. The record is from RefSeq and is a predicted model, not a curated record. Bases 544 to 807 code for a protein of 87 amino acids. Lineage: Eukaryota; Metazoa; Chordata; Mammalia; Primates; Lorisidae. Gene Ontology annotation, molecular function: 3',5'-cyclic-nucleotide phosphodiesterase activity; cGMP binding.